Molecule: messenger RNA, 504 nt
Organism: Fraxinus pennsylvanica
Lineage: Eukaryota; Viridiplantae; Streptophyta; Magnoliopsida; Lamiales; Oleaceae
Source: the annotation of a GenBank genome assembly
AUGGUCACCACAGCUGUGACAAGCCAUCUUGUUCCACACAUCUUUCUUGCACCACCACAACUACCAAGUAGCAGAACGCUGCUCGGAGUAAAAAGACUGUGUCAUCCCUCACUUCGAUCCCCAAUGCGUAAUAUAUGCGUCGUGUCAUGCCUCCCACCCUCUUCUUCUUCUUCUUCUUCUUCUUCUUCUUCUACACCCAGGACCCCCUUCAAUCCAUCCACCAAGCUCUUCAUCAGUGGGCUCUCAUUUCGGACUACAGAGGAGAGUUUAAGGAAUGCCUUCAAGAACUUCGGCAAGCUUGUAGAAGUAAAUCUGGUGAUGGAUAAAAUUGCGAACAGACCAAGAGGUUUUGCUUUCUUGCGAUAUGCAACGGAGGAGGAAUCUAAGAAAGCCAUUGAAGGAAUGCAUGGGAAGUUUCUGGAUGGCCGGGUAAUUUUUGUCGAAGUUGCAAAACCAAGAUCUGAGCUUCGACGAGGACUGAAGGAAGAACCGAAGCAGUUUUGA